Messenger RNA from Cicer arietinum (chickpea), 1839 nucleotides. Its product is annotated as glyceraldehyde-3-phosphate dehydrogenase B, chloroplastic. Gene Ontology annotation, biological process: glucose metabolic process. Gene Ontology annotation, molecular function: NAD binding; NADP binding; oxidoreductase activity, acting on the aldehyde or oxo group of donors, NAD or NADP as acceptor. The record is from RefSeq and is a predicted model, not a curated record. Lineage: Eukaryota; Viridiplantae; Streptophyta; Magnoliopsida; Fabales; Fabaceae.
UAAGAAUUCCAAUGAUAUGAAUACAUGGAUGUCAAAAACAUUAUCUUAUCUUAUAGAGAUAUUCUUACAACAUAUUCACCACUCAUUCAGCAACCAUAAUUUUCUUUUUCACAACCAACUUGAGAAAAAUCUACAAAGAAAAAUAUUAACCACUCAUUCAUCAACCAUAAUUUUCAUUUUGCAUAUAAACACUCACAAAAGAGUUGUAAUUCAGCUUGGUUGCAUCUUAGGCAUGGCCACUACUCAUGCAGCUUUAGCUUCUACAAGAAUUCCCACAAACACAAGGUUUCCAUCUAAGGCAUCUCACAAUUUCCCAACCCAAUGUGCCUCAAAGAGACUUGAGGUGGCUGAAUUCUGUGGACUAAAAUCAACAUCAUGCAUUACCUAUGCCAAUAAUGCUAGAGACUCUUCCUUUUCUGAUGUUGUAGCUGCACAACUCACUUCCAAGGCUGCCGUUGGAUCAAUUCCUGUGAGGGGAGAGACUGUGGCUAAGUUGAAGGUAGCAAUCAAUGGUUUCGGACGCAUUGGUAGAAAUUUCCUCAGAUGCUGGCACGAACGAAAGGACUCGCCCCUUGAAGUAAUUGUUGUCAAUGACAGUGGUGGUGUCAAGAAUGCUUCACACUUGUUGAAAUAUGAUUCGAUGCUCGGAACUUUUAAAGCAGAUGUGAAAAUACUAAAUAAUGAGACCAUUACAGUUGAUGGUAAACCCAUCAAGGUUGUCUCUAGCAGGGAUCCUCUUAAGCUUCCUUGGGCUGAGCUUGGAAUUGACAUUGUUAUUGAGGGAACAGGAGUGUUUGUGGAUGGCCCUGGUGCUGGAAAACACAUCCAAGCAGGUGCUAAGAAAGUUAUCAUCACUGCACCUGCAAAGGGUGCUGAUAUUCCAACUUAUGUUGUUGGAGUAAAUGAACAAGACUAUGGUCAUGAUGUAGCUGACAUCAUAAGCAAUGCUUCUUGCACCACAAACUGUCUUGCUCCCUUUGUGAAAAUCCUGGAUGAAGAGUUUGGAAUUGUGAAGGGAACCAUGACAACCACGCAUUCCUACACAGGAGACCAGAGGCUUCUGGAUGCUUCACAUAGGGACUUGAGAAGAGCCAGGGCUGCAGCACUGAACAUUGUCCCCACCAGCACAGGAGCAGCCAAGGCCGUGUCUUUAGUGCUGCCGCAGCUCAAGGGAAAGCUCAACGGAAUUGCCCUCCGUGUGCCGACACCCAAUGUUUCAGUUGUUGACCUUGUGAUCAAUGUUGCGAAGAAGGGUAUUUCAGCUGAAGAUGUCAAUGCAGCAUUUAGAAAGGCAGCUGAGGGGCCACUGAAAGGUGUGUUGGAUGUGUGUGAUCUUCCGCUAGUGUCUGUUGACUUCCGCUGCACUGAUGUUUCUUCAACUAUUGACUCUUCCUUGACUAUGGUCAUGGGAGAUGAUAUGGUGAAGGUGGUUGCUUGGUAUGACAAUGAAUGGGGUUACAGCCAAAGAGUGGUGGAUUUAGCACAUCUAGUAGCAAACAAAUGGCCAGGCACCCCUCAAAAAGGUAGUGGAGACCCAUUAGAGGAUUUCUGUGAGACAAACCCGGCCGAUGAUGAAUGUAAAGUUUAUGAAUAGAGGAUGAUCAUUUUCUGACUUGAUUAUUACCUCUACCAGCAAGCCAUUUGUUUUUUCCUUUUUGUUAAUGUAUUAUAUCAUUUAAAUGAGAAAGAAGAACAAAUUUGUUAAGACAGACACUGUGUUAUGUGAUGUCUGGGAGAUCAAGACUAAGUUUAAAUUUAUCUGUGGUCAAUAAUGAGUUUUUCUGUAACAAUGAUUCUUAAUUAUCAUUAUGUAUUUAUAACAAUGCACUUCUUCUGAUA